Molecule: messenger RNA, 306 nt
Organism: Trypanosoma grayi
Lineage: Eukaryota; Euglenozoa; Kinetoplastea; Trypanosomatida; Trypanosomatidae
Exons: 1
Coding region: 1-306 (101 amino acids)
Source: RefSeq, a predicted model, not a curated record
AUGACACUGCAGUCAGAGUCGCUUCGACGCAAAGGCCUACACAAGAAUCAACAACAGAGGGCAGCCAAGCACACAGUAACCACCAGUGAGAGAACCACAACACCACACAGCACCAACAGUAAGCACCACACUCCACCCACAGCCCAGUGGUGGCUCCAACAGAAGCCCAGCACAUGCACAGUGCCACCCCACGCAACAACCAACAACAAAACACUUAAGGGGCGGCGCACAGUCACGCACACAGCAAGGCCCAGGCACCAAGAGAAGACAUUACCCCACACCCACAACAGCAGCAAACCACACUGA